CGCACAGAUCAGCGACAACUCAGUUGUUGGUGACAUGUAAAUGCCACGUGUUUUUAAUUUAAAAUUAAAUAAAUAAAAUAAUUAUUUUUUAGUUAUUUUUUUCUCCCCAUAUUUUUUUCUUUCCUUUCGUGUCACUCUACACAGAUCUGUAAAUUCCCAAAACCAAUUAACUAUCUUUUCCUCCAUGUAUCUUUCCUUUCCUUUCCUUUCCUUUCGUCUCUCUACACAAGUCUGUAACAUUCCCAAAGCCAAACAAAAAUCCAAUUGAAAUAUUAAUCUCCACCCAUCAAUCCCACUCUCUUUUGAUGUCGCAUGUCGGAGCUCUACUCUCCGUAAAGUACAGGUCUAGAGGAAGAUGGCGGCUAGAUGCAGGCGGAGAUAGAUGGUGAGCAGCACAGCGGGGACAGAUCGACCGCGGGGGGAUGCGGGCGGAAAUAGAUGUCGAGUAACGUAGCGGGGACAGAUCGACGACACCCAGAUGUGGGCGGAGACAGAUCGACGACACCCGAAACAGCGAUGACGAGCGGAGAUCUAGGUGCGACGACAGAGAGGCGAACCGAUGGUGGCCGACCAUGGAAGACGGUGGUGAGCAGUGCAGCGGGGGGAAGUUGGAUUUGGCCGAGUACCCAGGCGGAGAUACACAAGCUUUUCACCUUUCGAUCCACUCCCACUGGGUAGGCCUUCCAUCCAGACCACCGCCAUUACUGUCUCUCUGGCUGGGUAGGCCUUUCAAAGAGAACAACCUAGAGCAAUGAAGAAGGGGAGAGAUUGGAAGAGAGCUUAAGAAAAGAGGGGAUUUUUUUCUCUGGUUUUUCUCUGGGAACACGAAUGGGAAGAAUAAGAGAAUAAAGAUUAUCAAAGACUCAUUUUUAAUGUUUAAUUUUUAGUUUUUUUAGUUUAUCCACAUAGAUUUGUUAGUUGUUACCAAAUGGAGUGUCCAGCUCAACCUUCAGUUAGUCCAACUCAGUUCGUUACUUGACACCGUCAAAAAAUCGGACGGAAGUGGCUAUUUUUGGUAUUUCGUCGGAAAUGACUAUAGCUUUUCAGAAGCAGCUUCUGGUUGUAGCUUUUAGAUAAGUACUUUUCAAAAAAACCAGUUUUGUGUUUGGCUGUAAAACUAUUAGAAGAGCUUUUUAAUAUGAGCGGUUGUGUAAAAUGACUAUAAAGGACUUAUAAUAUAAAAUAUAAAUAAAAAUUCUAAACAAUAAAAAGUAGUCAAAAUGGAUCUUGUUAGAUUUCAAUUAUAUUAAAUAAUAUAAUUUUAUAAUUUAUUUUUUUUAAAAUGAUAUAAAUGAAGGAAAAUUAUAUUUUCUGAAAUAAAAUUAAAAUAUGGUAAGGAUAAUCUUUUCAAAACAGCUUUUCGCUCGGAGCUUCUGCUUUUAUGUUAUACAAAAGUACUUUUCGGCUUUUCAAAAGCCGAGCUUUUAGAGAUGUUUGACCCUGCUUCAGCUUUUGAAGCCGAAAAACACUUCUAAAAACCGAGCCAAACAUAGGCUAUAUUUGGUCAAACCGUUAAAGUUUUGGCUACAUAUUUUGCUUAUUUUUCCCCCUAAAAAAGUAUGAGCAAUCCUUAACCAAUACGGAUCGUUUUCUUCUUAACCCAUUUAUAGACGGACCCGACCCAAAGAAAAGUCGGGGAACGAACGCGAACACAACCAAAUAAUGCCUUCGAAGACCUCCGCUCCGGCGGACUCCAUCCCCUACACCGCCGUCCCCACCGUAUACCCUCACAACGUGAUCGUCCUCCCUCACUACCGCCCUCCUCGACCGAACCCAACCCUCCUCUUCCUCCGCCGCUGCUCCGCCUUCGCCGCCGUCGCUCUCCUCCUCUCCGCCGCCCUCUUCUUCCUCUACCCAUCCGACCCGCACAUCACGGUCGCCCGGGUCGGGCUCAACCACAUCCAGGUCCAUUCCUCCCCGAAGCUCACGCUGGACAUCUCGUUGUCCCUCACCGUCAAGGUUCGGAACCCAGAUUUGUUUUCCCUCGACUACGAUUACCUCUCCGUGUCGAUCGGGUACAGAGGGCGGCAGCUCGGCGUCGUGAGGUCGCUCGGCGGCACCGUCAAGGCGAGAGGGUCGUCGUAUGUUAAUGCGACGCUUAAUUUGAAUGGGCUCGAAUUCUUUUUGGAUGCCUUCUACUUGAUCGAGGAUUUGGCCAAGGGAGUCGUCCCUUUCGAUACGAUGACCACGGUCAACGGCGAUCUUGGGCUCUUGUUAUUUGAGAUCCCUAUCGAGGGGAAAGUAUCCUGUGAAGUUUAUGUUAGCACAAGCAACCAGACCGUUGUACGUCAAAAUUGCUACCCUCUGGUAAGGAACCCGGCUGCCUUUGUGAUCACUUGAUGUACAUUGUAGUGGACUACUCUAAAGGAGAAUGUGUGCUUUGUUAGUUGCUAUAUCAAUGCAUCGGUCAAGCUCUAUAACUGGAAACAUACAUACAAGCAAAUGAGCUGGGAACAUGGACAUCGGUCAUUAGCUAAUAAUAAGUUCGCACUCAUUGAUAUGUUUUUGGAGGGGUAGCAUUCACUAUCCGAAGCAAUCUUCAUAUAUCUGUUAGAUCUUGUGCUGACAAUUCCAGCACACUUUCUUUUCUCCAUCCAUUGUUUACGCUAUGUUUGGUGGCUGAAUUUACUGAUCCGUUUUUACUUACUCCUGUGCAACCCUGCCAGUGACAUGAGAAGCCAUGCAUCAUCAGCAGAGGGCAAGGCUUGUCAAACCCGGAGUAAUUAUGGCGUCCAAUGUACGUGAAGCCUGAUCCUUUUAGUCACCUGUUGGGUAGAAGAGCAAAUUCCAGCUUCUCCUUCACCAAGGGCUUUGCAUACUGUACAGGUGUGUUGUUUUAGAGACUCGUCGUAGUUAAGCUUCGUGGUCACUGCCUAAUGACGGCCUUCGGUGUUUCAUUGAUUCGGAUGGGAUGCAAACUGAUGGAUAUUAUGCGAGACAACUUUCUGUACAUAUACUGAAUUACUCAUAACUGAUUUUUGAGUCUACCCGUGAAUAUUUAUUGCCAAUGGGUUAUGAUAAAAUGACCCUAUUGGCAAAGGUUAUUGUGUUGGAUGAGUUGCAGGAUUAUUGUCCUUUCUCCAGAAGGAAUCACGGGUUCCACAAUCUUGUCCAAAUACUGGUUUUCAUUUGUUUUUUCUUUUUGAAGAGGUAUAUGGUAUGUUGAAGUCUCCAUUGUUGAUGGUUCUUUGCGGGAAUCAUCUUUUCUUCUUUUCACGAGAUCAGAAUCAGUCCUUUUCAGAACCAAGAAGCAAAAUUUGCACUGAUCUAAAGUAGUACUGCACACUCCCCUUUGUUUGGAUCAUUCGAAAAUUAUUCGGUGAAUUAUUGCAGUAUCGGAAUAAAGUGCCGAACAAUCU
Molecule: messenger RNA, 3359 nt
Organism: Linum trigynum
Lineage: Eukaryota; Viridiplantae; Streptophyta; Magnoliopsida; Malpighiales; Linaceae
Source: the annotation of a GenBank genome assembly